AUGUCCGACGACGAGGACUACUAUGAAUGGGAGGAGGAGUACCUCUUUGAGGACCUCGUUCCUGAUCUGGUGGACGAACUCGCCGCAUCCUCAAACUACGAAGCGACCUUGUAUGAGGACCCGAAUGCCGACGUUGCAGAGUACCUGAGUGACUGGGAAUACUAUUCGGAUGACUACCACGACGAUGACCCCACCGUGAAGCAAUCAAAACGGGCCGAUAUCACGCAGAACAAACACCGAACACAAACUACCACGCAAACGAACCGAGUCUCCGCGCCGCGCUCCUCCCUGAAGCCUGAUAUUACUUCAUUCCAAGGUGUCAUCUGGCGCACGCCAGGCAUGGGCGAUGACCUAGACCUUGCUGUGCAAAUCUACGAGCCUGGAAAUGGGGAAAAGGUAGCGCUCUUGGAGAACUGGCGAGAGAUCUUCAAGUCUGUUCAGCCUGCACUGGACAAAUCGCGGCUACGCAAGAGACGGGCAGUGGAUACCCCGCCGGUGGAACCCGAAUUUGCGGACGAUGAGUUCCCCUGUGACGAUGAUGAGGAGGAGGACAGCUCCGACGAAAUGUCCGAUAUCCUGUCGACCGACAAUAUGGCCGACAAGGAUGACGCCGGAGAUGCCUCGAACACUACACCGGAGCUGGGACAGUCGCCGCAGGGGGUGCCGAUACCGGUGGAGUCGGCGUCCGAGAAGAGAGGCCGCAAGCGCAAGGCCGAGGCUCCCCCAGAGGAGCCGAACAAGGACAACCCUGGCGACGACGACGCAACACGGGCGCGGACGAAGCGGGUGGCUUCGGCAAAGGGGGCUGAGCAGGCGGCAAGAUCGGAUACUUCGUCUGGUCCCGUCCGGCGGUCUGCGAGGCAGAAGAAGUGA
Messenger RNA from Penicillium cataractarum, 873 nucleotides. RefSeq lists its product as uncharacterized. The coding region runs from base 1 to 873 and encodes 290 amino acids. The transcript has 2 exons. The record is from RefSeq and is a predicted model, not a curated record. NCBI's taxonomy places the organism in Eukaryota, Fungi, Ascomycota, Eurotiomycetes, Eurotiales, Aspergillaceae.